Messenger RNA from Mesocricetus auratus (golden hamster), 2007 nucleotides. It is a transcript of the gene Slc52a2, whose product is annotated as solute carrier family 52 member 2. The record is from RefSeq and is a predicted model, not a curated record. Gene Ontology annotation, cellular component: plasma membrane. The transcript has 5 exons. Gene Ontology annotation, molecular function: riboflavin transmembrane transporter activity. Gene Ontology annotation, biological process: riboflavin transport. Bases 395 to 1750 code for a protein of 451 amino acids. NCBI's taxonomy places the organism in Eukaryota, Metazoa, Chordata, Mammalia, Rodentia, Cricetidae.
UGGAGUUCGGCUGCUCUUGUUGGGCGGGCAGCUACGGCCCCACGCCCCAGAUGCACCGCCCUCGGCGGUGGGGCCCUGGGUAAAGUCAGCCACGCCCCUCGUCGACCUCGCCGGCUGCCUUGGAGUUCGCUGUGGUCCUGAUUGGUUUAGCAGUGCCGAGACUUCCUUCUCCUCAAGCAGCAGGGACUGCUCUUCUGUGGUCUUCCUCCCCGGGAGCCGUUCUUUAGACCAGCUUCUUGCUCUCCCGCUUGCCAGUUUUGCUCUGUGAGGUCCCGGUGCGGGCUCCUUGCUGGAAGAGGUUUGGCCCCUAGAGUAGCUAGAGAAGCUUCGAUCCUAAGUGGGGAAGAGUGGACGGUUAACCUGCGCUUUGUCCUGGAGGGUCCCCUUUGACCUAAUGGCGGCAGCACCUCCGUUGGGCCGCCUGGUGCUGACCCAUCUGCUGGUGGCACUCUUCGGCAUGGGCUCCUGGGCUGCGGUCAACGGGAUCUGGGUAGAACUGCCGGUCGUGGUGAAAAGGCUCCCGGAGGGUUGGAGCCUCCCUUCGUACCUCUCUGUGCUUGUGGCGCUGGGGAACCUGGGUCUGCUGCUGGUGACCCUGUGGAGGCGUUUGGCCCGCGGCAAGGGCGAGCGGAUCCUUAUCCAAGUGGUGCAGGGGCUUAGCAUAGUGGGCACAGCCCUGCUGGCCCUUCUGUGGGACCAUUCGACUACAGUGGCAGGGCGGCCCCACUCUGUGGCCUUCCUAGCGCUGGCGUUUGUUUUGGCACUGGCCUGCUGUGCUUCUAAUGUCACUUUCCUGCCCUUCCUGAGCCACCUGCCACCUCCCUUUUUACGGUCCUUCUUCCUGGGCCAGGGCCUGAGUGCCCUGUUGCUCUGUGUGCUGGCCCUGGUGCAGGGGGUGGGCCGCCUUGAGUGCCUGCCUGUGCCUGCCAAUGGUACCACUGGACCCCCUGUCAAGGUGUCUCUCAUCAAUUUCCCCGAGCGCUUUUCUGCCCGAACUUUCUUCUGGGUGUUGUCCGCCCUUCUGGGCAGUUCCGCCGCUGCCUUCCAGGGUCUCCUGUUACUACUGCCAUCCCCACCAUCGAUACCCAUGGUGGGUCCAGGGCCUCGGGUAGGAACACCAGGAACAGAGGAGGAAGAGGAAGAGGAAGAGGCCUCACCGUUGCAGGAGCCACCAGGCCAAGUGGCAGGCGCUAUUCCCAGCCCAGACCCUAAGGCCCACCAGCUGUUCACUCCCCGAAGUGCCUGUCUACUGGGGCUGCUGGCCGUCACCAAUGCUCUGACCAACGGUGUGCUGCCCGCUGUACAGAGCUUUUCCUGCCUGCCCUAUGGGCGCCUGGCCUACCACUUGGCUGUCGUACUGGGCAGCUCCGCCAACCCCCUUGCCUGCUUUCUGGCCAUGGCAGUGCUGUGCAGGUCUCUGGCAGGGCUGUGUGGUCUGUCUAUACUGGGCAUGUUCUUUGGAGCCUACCUGAUGACACUGGCAGUCUUAAGUCCCUGUCCUCCUCUGGUGGGCACCUCUGCGGGUGUGGUCCUUGUGGUACUCUCGUGGGUCCUGUGUGCAGGCGUGUUCUCAUACAUCAAGGUGACAAUCAAUUCCUUGCUGCACGGCGGAGGCCGGGCGGCAUUGCUUGCCGCUGGCGUGGCUAUCCAGGUGGGCUCUCUGCUGGGCGCCGUUGCCAUGUUCCCUCCCACCAGCAUCUAUCAAGUAUUCCAAAGUGGAGAGGACUGUGUGGACCAGUGCAGCCCUUGAGCCUGGGACGCGUGGGACUUAUGUCACCUCACUUGUCUCCACCUGGAGAUUGCUGCAGUGUCUGAGUCCUGUGGCCCAAGGUGGCCUCCCAACUCACAGAUACACUCAUGGAUAUUGCACACUCCAUAAGAGACCUGGCUUUUGAGAAAAGACCGGGCGGAGGACCAAAGAGCAGGCUUGGAGCCAGGGAUAGGUGGAGGCUGUGGCCUUCACCCUGGAACCUUUGUGGGAUUUGCACAAUAAAGCAUCUUUAUCCA